AUGCACAUACAAACUAGUCGACGAUUAUUAGCCGGAUCUGUAAAAUCUACUAAAUCAACACAAGAAGAUGAGAGCAUUCAUGAACUUUCGUUAGGUUCACUGAACGCGAGUAAAGUGAAUGAAAACGAUGAUCUCACUUUAUCAUUCCAACAACAGACACUAAGAUCCGAUGAAAAUGAAUCAGAAAGUUACGAGGCUCGCUGCCCAUGUGGUGUAAAUAAGGACGAUGGUGUGAUGAUUUUAUGUGAUGGAUGUGAUAAAUGGCAGCAUGCUGUUUGCUUUCGAAUUCUGCAAGAAGGAGACGUUCCUGCAUCACAUGUUUGUGAGGUCUGCGCUAAAUUGAAGCCUGAACUUCUUCAAACCGGAGGAAUCACAGAUGAAACUAUUCAGAACUUGGGUGUUGAAGCUAGAAAGGCCAUUUGUCUCUUUCGACGUGUAUUAGCACUGUGUCUCAACGAAGAUUCAGUCUCACCAGCUUUUAUAGCUAGAAGUCUUGGAGUAGAGUAUACCGUGGCUCGUGGAUUAUUUAAUCGUUUAAUCAAAGAGCAAGUUAUUAAAGGAGCAGGACCGCGAAGAGGUGAAAAGCUUGUUGAAAAAGAAUAUCUAGAAAAUAUUGUGUGUCCACGUUUCUUCUCUCGCAUUAGUUUGCAUGAUAAAACAUCAGUGAAACGCCCUCACGGUGCAUCAAAGUCUGUAUCAGAAAAGGAAUACGAUGAGUUAUUCAAUCCCAGCCAAGAUUCUAGAGCAUCACCAACAAUUGGUAAACGAAGAAAAAUGGAUAUGGCGAACACACCCAUAAGCGUAUCCCGUCAAUGAAUAUGCGUUUACUGAUGUCGUUUGUUAUUGAAUUGCGUUUAUAUUACGAUCAAAUUUUAUAGAUAAAAAUAUAGAAUUUACAUAAUGUUCUACAAACAAAUAUACAGUUUAUAC
Molecule: messenger RNA, 930 nt
Organism: Schistosoma spindalis
Lineage: Eukaryota; Metazoa; Platyhelminthes; Trematoda; Strigeidida; Schistosomatidae
Source: the annotation of a GenBank genome assembly